CCAGUCUAAGCCAGAGAUAGCCACUGAAGAGCAACCCAGAGCAAUGUCCCUGUCUGGGGUAAGCUGCCUGGUGACAGGAGCAGGAGGAUUUCUUGGCCAGAGGAUUGUUCGCUUGCUAUUGGAAGAAGAGGAGGCGCUGGCUGAGAUCCGACUGCUAGACAAAGCUUUUAGCAGUGAAGCACUUGAGAGGUUUGAACAGUUCCAGGGUAAGACUGAGGUGAAGAUCCUUCAAGGGGACAUCCGAGAUGUGCCGUUCCUGCACCGUGCCUGUCAGGGGGUCUCCCUCGUCAUCCACACAGCUUCCAUCAUCGAUACCUUGGGCCUUGUAGAGAAGCAGCUGCUCUGGGAAGUCAACGUAACAGGUACACAGCGACUGCUGGAGGCAUGUGUCCGCUGUAACGUCCAGCACUUCAUAUAUACCAGUACCAUAGAAGUGACAGGCCCAAACUGCAAAGGUGACCCAAUUUUCAAUGGUGAUGAAGACACAGUUUAUAAGAGUGCACCAAAAUUUCCUUACGCCCGGAGUAAGAGACUGGCAGAGGAUUCUGUGCUGAAAGCAGAUGGCCAGACACUAAAGGAUGGUGGUAUGCUGAUGACUUGUGCCCUGAGACCCAUGUACAUUUUUGGAGAAGGAUGCCCAUUCCUUCAAGGUCAUCUGGAUAAGUGUCUGUUGAACAAAAACGUCUACCUUCGCUUCUCCAGGAAGCAGGCUUUGGUGAACCCCGUGUAUGUGGGGAACAUCGCCUGGGCACACGUGCAGGCAGCCAAAGCCCUGCGAGACCCACAGAAAGCCCAGCACAUGAGGGGGCAGUUCUACUACAUCUCAGAUGACACUCCUCAUGUGAGCUACGCGGAUCUAAAUUUCGAGCUGACCAGGGACCUGGGCUUUGGAAUCGAGUCCCGGCUCCCCAUGCCUCUGACAAUGUUGUAUUACUUCUCGCUGCUGCUGGAGAUUGUGAGCUUUUUGCUCCGGCCUUUUGUCAGAUACGUCCCUUCCACCAACCAUCACCUGGUCACUCUCCUGAACACCCCAUUCACCUUCUCUUAUAGGAAAGCGCAGAAGGAUUUUGGCUACGUGCCCCGCUACACUUGGGAAGAGGCCAGGCAGCGCACUGGCCAGUGGAUUGCGUCCAUAGUACCACAGAGAAGGGAGUGCUUGAAAAGCAAGGCUGCCUAA
Colius striatus (speckled mousebird) is the source of this 1177-nucleotide messenger RNA. Its product is annotated as 3 beta-hydroxysteroid dehydrogenase/Delta 5-->4-isomerase type 1-like. Gene Ontology annotation, biological process: steroid biosynthetic process. The record is from RefSeq and is a predicted model, not a curated record. The coding region runs from base 44 to 1177 and encodes 377 amino acids. The transcript is spliced from 3 exons. NCBI's taxonomy places the organism in Eukaryota, Metazoa, Chordata, Aves, Coliiformes, Coliidae. Gene Ontology annotation, molecular function: 3-beta-hydroxy-Delta5-steroid dehydrogenase (NAD+) activity.